UGGUCGGAGUAAUGGGAUCCAGGAAUUUUAUAUCACUGUUGUAUCAGAUUUACAAAAAACUGCAGGAAUACAAUUACGUUGGAAAAAACGAUUUGUUUGAACUGAUUGAUGUGCCGAGUUAUAUGAAUGAAGGACAUUGUCCGAUGAUCUUGAUGAAGAUGAUACGGACUCGUCCGAAGAUACAUCUCAAUCGGAUUGUCUGUUUAAAGAGCCAGAGUCACAGGAUGAAGAAGCUGCAAAAGAAGCAGCAAGCGUUGUGGCUGAUGUUGUCAAAGAUGUCAUUGAUGACGAUGAAUCGAAUUGUGGUGAUGAAACCACAAAAGAUCAAGGAUAUACUCCGCUGUCAUCCAAGAAUAAAGAUGACAAAGUUGACAAACAAAAUAUGAAUGAGC
This is a messenger RNA of Xenia sp. Carnegie-2017, 392 nucleotides long. RefSeq lists its product as uncharacterized. Lineage: Eukaryota; Metazoa; Cnidaria; Anthozoa; Malacalcyonacea; Xeniidae. The transcript is spliced from 7 exons. Bases 12 to 386 code for a protein of 124 amino acids. The record is from RefSeq and is a predicted model, not a curated record.